AUGGUUGCUGAUAUUAGGAGCAGCAUGAGUCAAUUUAAGGAGGGCAAGGAAACUAUUCUAAUAGGGGAUAGUGACAUAGCGAGAAUAACGGGUUGUGUAGCACAACGAGGAAAUUGGGAUCCCACAUGUGCUAAGUGUUGUAGGAACCACCCCAGUGCUUGUUAUGAUGCCUCUUCUAGUUGUUUGAAAUGUGGUCAGAAGGGCCUCUUCAACAAAGAGUGCACUAAGAACAUGCAAGGUAACGGGAGUAGGGGCAAUAGAACCCAAUCAUCUUUAGUUGCUACCCCUAAUAGGGCUGCACCUAGAAGCGCUACUUCAAGGAAUGGUGGAGGAGCAAACUGCCUAUAUGCUAUCACUAGUGGCCAAAAGCAAGAGAAAUCGCUAGAGGUUGUCACUGAUACGAUUAAAGUCUUUAAUUUUGAUGUUUAUGCUUUGCUAUGUCCAAGAGUUAGUUUAUAUUUUGUGACUCCUUAUAUUGCCAUAAAUUUUGCUAUUAUUCCUGAGCAACUUCUUGAGCCCUACAGUCUUUUCACACCAGUCUAUGAGGUUGAGAAAGUCUAUCAUGAUUGUACAAUUUCUGUUAAUCACAAGAGAUCCAUGACUGUCUUAGUUGAAUUAGACAUGAUAUGUACUAACUUCAUGUAUGUGAGGUAG
Molecule: messenger RNA, 654 nt
Organism: Solanum lycopersicum (tomato)
Lineage: Eukaryota; Viridiplantae; Streptophyta; Magnoliopsida; Solanales; Solanaceae
Source: RefSeq, a predicted model, not a curated record